Solanum verrucosum is the source of this 1740-nucleotide messenger RNA. RefSeq lists its product as uncharacterized. The record is from RefSeq and is a predicted model, not a curated record. The coding region runs from base 1 to 1740 and encodes 579 amino acids. The transcript has 5 exons. NCBI's taxonomy places the organism in Eukaryota, Viridiplantae, Streptophyta, Magnoliopsida, Solanales, Solanaceae.
AUGGAUGAUGCACCAUCAAUUAACACUCGUCGUAUUUAUGAUUACGAAGAUAUUGAGUGGGCUGAAAACAGAUCAAAAAAGCUCCACGAUCCAUUAAUAAUGGCGAAGACAAAAGUUGGGAAGUUGAAAAAAGAUGAAACUUCCUCUUCGAAAGCACAGGUUCAAAAAUCCUCCCAAAAAAGGGGUCGAAAAUUUGCUCCUACAAUUUCUCGACCUUCAUUACCUAAGUCUUUGAAGUAUGUGAUCAAAGAAAUUCCAACUCACUCUUUGAAGUUUGGUCCAACAUACAACAUUGAUUUUAUAAAAGAUUUGAAUCUGUACAUGGGUGUCGAGGGUCUUGAGUUGUUUAAAAAUUCUAUUUUUGGGCCAUACCUAGACAUUCAUACCUGCAAUUAUCAGGGUCAAAUAUCAAAAUGCUUGUUGUUUCUUGAGCUUGAGCAGGAUAACAGAAAUGAGCUACAUAUUCGGCAUGCAAAUGGGAACAUAUUGUGUUUCACUAUAAAAGAAUUCGCAAUAAUAACCGGUCUGAAAUGCACAGGCAAUCCCGAUGACUUUAAAUAUCCGAAUUCUACUAAAAGCAGGCUUGUUCAAAGAUAUUUCCCAGAUUUAGUAAAGUAUAGUAGUGUGAGCAAGGGACGAUUUGUUCAACGUUUUCUACAAGGUAGUUGGGACAACAGUCAGGAUGCUUUCCAAAUGGGAAUUCUUUACUUCAUCAACACAUUUGUUUUAUCACAACUCUCUGAUGCAUCUAUCCAUGUUAAUGACUUUCUAAUGGUUGAAGAUGGUAGAUAUCAACAUUUUCCUUGGGGUCAGCGUGCAUUUUUCAGGUUAAUGAAUUCAUGGAGGCAAGAGAGAACUAAAGUAAAACAGAUGUAUCGUUUAGGUGGCAUGCCCUAUGCUCUAAAUGUGUGGGUAUAUGAAUGUGCAUCAGUUAUCAACGAUGAAACUGCUGUUAAAGAGGGAGACUACAUCCCUAGGAUACGCAACUGGCGAGUUGUUGGUGUCAAGCCCAAAUUUGAAAUGUUCAUGUCUAGUAUUUUUACUGAGAAUGCAUGUACCAAUAUACAACCGACUCUUGAGGAAUUGGCGGUACUUGAUUUGCCUGACAAUAUGCGUGUCUCUUAUUCUGAACAUUCUACGUCUACUGAUAAAUCUACACAAGCUAUAUUAGAAGACGUUCCUGGAUUUGAGAAUUUUUCUUCUAAACCACCUGAUAGGUUUUUAAGGAGAACUAGAUGUGUAUCUAGUACCUCAUCUACACCACCCCCGAAAAGAAGAAAGAAAGUUGAUUUGGCCAAACCAAAAAGUAGUGCAAUGGAACAAUUAGAACAGUCUCCCGUGAUACAAAAAGAGUCAUUCUCUAUUCCAGAAUCUUUUGGUAAUGUUCCUGAUCUUCAUGGUCCUUCAUCUGAUCCUAAAGAAAAGAAAAAUACAGAUAUCGAAGAAGUUAAGCAAUAUCUGAAGGAAUAUGUUGACAAAAAGUUUGAUGAUUUAGAAGUCUUAAUAAAAAAUAAUCACUCAGAUCUGAUGAAAGCAUUUCAGAAGCUAAAACAUAAGAAAAUUUCUGUCAGAUCGAUUCCAAUCACGGAGGAAGAGUUAAUCCAAGAAGCCAAUGUUAAUCAACCCCAAACUACUGAUCAAUUUGUUGAACAACCAAGGUCUCCAAUUGAUAUGGAGUUUGCCAACAACAACCUCGUCGAUAAUGCUGAUAUAGAGGCUGAAGAACAAACACACGUAUAA